This is a messenger RNA of Teleopsis dalmanni, 4170 nucleotides long. Its product is annotated as vigilin-like. The transcript is spliced from 7 exons. The record is from RefSeq and is a predicted model, not a curated record. The coding region runs from base 196 to 3990 and encodes 1264 amino acids. Gene Ontology annotation, cellular component: nucleus; cytoplasm. Gene Ontology annotation, molecular function: mRNA binding. NCBI's taxonomy places the organism in Eukaryota, Metazoa, Arthropoda, Insecta, Diptera, Diopsidae.
UGCUUACGUUGGCUAUGAAUCGCUUAAGAGAAGAGAGUAUUUAUCAUUUAACACUUGGAAGUCGGAAACAGACACGCCAAGUUAUCAAACUGGAUUUUAUCACAGUAAAAACUAAAUAGGCCGGACUUUUUUGGAUUUUACAGUACAUGUACUGUAACGACUUGGAACGAAAAAGGACUCCUCUUUUUUUAAGUAAUGCAAGCAGCAAUGAUGGAAGAAUCAAACGCUAAUAUUGACAACCAACAACCAACUAAUGUUCUUAAUGAAGAUCAAGUUCAUGUUGACCAACCAUCUUCACCAACACCAAUAGCAACCCCAACAAGCACCAAUAGCUAUGAUGACCUAUUCCCGGCUUUGCCAGCUAACAAUGCACCAUUAAAUAGUAAUGUUGCUCCAGCUUGUGUACGCGUUACUAGCUCUCAAAAAACUCAGGUAUUGCACGUACCUGGGAAGGAACGUAAAUCAACCGAUUCUGAAAAAUUUGGUGAGGGCGAAUCGAAGCGUAUAUGUCAGCAAAUUACUAAGGAAACUGGCGCUCAAAUUGAAAUUGCCAGUGACAAAAACCAAUCGCUUACUUUUUUGAUUAAGGGCAAGCAAAGCGAGUUGUUGGAUGCACGUAGAAAAAUUCUGAUGUAUUUUUCAACUCAAGCAAAUACGCAGGUUGUUAUACCCAAAGAACAUCAUCGCGUUAUUUUGGGAAAACGUGGUGAACGUUUGCGUGAAUUGGAACGUAUUACAGCCACACGCAUUAAUAUGCCUCAUCAAAUCGAUGAGAGCGAUGUUAUAACUAUUUCUGGUACUAAAGAAGGUAUUGAAAAGGCCGAACAGGAAUUACGGAACUUAUCUGCUGAACAAUAUAAGAAGUCAUCGGAUCGUACUUCUGUACCUAAAAUUUAUCAUCCAUUUAUUUUGGGUCCAAACAAUGAAAAUGUUAAUAAAAUUAUGGAGGAAACUGGCGCUAAAGUUAAUGUACCACCACAAUCCGUACAAAAAGAAGAAAUAGUUAUUUCUGGUGAAAAAGAUGCUGUAGCUGCUGCAAAGCUGAAGGUUGAAAAUAUCUAUAAAGAAAUGAAAAAUAAAUGUAGCACUGUUAGCGUUGAAGUUGCGAAGUCUCAACAUCGUUACGUUAUUGGUCCAAAGGGUUCAACUAUUGCUGAAAUUCUUCAACUCACUGGAGUCUCUGUUGAGAUGCCACCACUUGACUCACCACUAGAGACAAUUACUUUACGCGGUCUUCCGGGCGCACUGGGUCCUGCUCUUACUGCCGUUUAUGAGAAAGCCAACUCUGUUAAAUCUAUUGAAAUUGAUGCACCACACUGGAUACAUAAAUAUGUGAUUGGUCGCAAAGGCGCCAAUAUAAAGCAAUUAGAAGAAGAUUGUCCUAAUGUUAAUGUGUAUUGUAUAGACGACAAAAUCAAACUAGAGGGUGAUCCAGAAAAUGUAGAUAAAGCAACUGCCUAUGUGAAUAGUAUUGUACAAAACUAUUUGGACAACUAUACAUUUUUCGUUAUGACCGUUAAUCCUUCGUAUUAUAAGCACAUCAUUGGUAAAGCCGGUGCUAAUGUUAACCGUCUUAAAGAUGAACUUAAAGUGAAUAUUAAUAUUGAGGAAAGAGAUGGUCAAAACAAUAUACGCAUCGAAGGACCUAAAGAGGGCGUGAAACAGGCUCAGCUUGAAUUACAAGAAAAAAUCGACAAACUGGAAAACGAAAAAUCAAAAGAUGUUAUUAUCGAUCGUCGUUUACACCGUUCAAUUAUUGGGGCUAAAGGUGAAAGAAUUCGCGAAAUUAAAGAUCGUUAUCGUCAGGUUACCAUAACUAUUCCAACGCCACAAGAAAAUACUGAUAUAGUUAAAUUACGUGGACCUAAAGAAGACGUUGAUAAGUGUCACAAGGAUUUGUUGAAACUCGUAAAAGAAAUUCAAGAUUCAUCGCACAUAAUUGAGGUACCAAUUUUCAAACAAUUCCACAAGUUCGUCAUUGGUAAGGGUGGAGCUAAUAUUAAAAAAAUUCGCGAUGAAACUCAAACGAAAAUUGACUUGCCUGCGGAAGGUGAUAAAAAUGAGGUGAUCGUUAUAACUGGCAAAAAAGAAAAUGUUUUAGAAGCAAAAGAACGUAUUCAAAAGAUUCAAAAUGAAUUAUCUGAUAUUGUAACCGAAGAGGUUCAAAUUCCGCCAAAAUAUUACAAUUCGAUAAUUGGUACAGGAGGUAAAUUAAUAUCAGCUAUUAUGGAAGAAUGUGGCGGAGUAUCAAUUAAAUUUCCCACUAGCGAAUCGAAGAGUGAUAAGGUAACGAUUCGUGGUCCAAAAGAUGAUGUUGAAAAAGCUAAAGCACAAUUACUGGAGCUUGCUAAUGAGCGUCAACUUGCUUCAUUUUCUGCUGAAGUACGUGCUAAGCAGCAGCACCAUAAGUUUCUUAUUGGUAAAAACGGUGCUUCCAUUCGUAAGAUACGUGACGCAACAGGUGCACGUAUAAUAUUCCCUACAAACGAAGACGAGGAUAAAGAAGUUAUAACAAUAAUUGGCAAGGAGGAUAAUGUUAAAGCAGCAAAAGAACAACUUGAAGCUAUUAUUAAAGAUAUAGAUCAAGUAACUGAAGGUGAAAUUGCUGUGGAUCCUAAACAUCAUAAACAUUUUGUGGCAAAACGUGGCGAAAUCUUACAUCGCAUUUCAGAGGAAAAUGGUGGUGUGAUGAUUUCUUUUCCACGUCCAGGUGUUGAUUCCGAUAAAGUAACACUUAAAGGUCCCAAGGACUGUAUCGAGGCAGCAAAGCAACGUAUUGCUGAAAUCGUUGGUGACCUUGAAGCUCAAGUAACUAUUGAAGUUGUCAUUCCACAACGACUACAUCGUACUAUAAUGGGUGCACGUGGCUUAAAUGUACAACAAGUAACUUCCGAAUAUGAUGUACAAAUCAAAUUCCCUGAUCGUGAUGCAACGGAACCCGCUGAAGGUAUUGUAAAUGGUACCAAUGGCAUUGAUAAUAAUGAUGAACCUAUACGGCUAUGCGAUAUUAUUCGUAUAACGGGACGUUUAGAAAAAUGUGAACGUGCUAAGCAAGCACUUAUAAAUCUUGUACCUAUCACUGAAGAGAUAAGUGUUCCAUAUGAUUUACAUCGUACUAUUAUAGGACCGAAAGGUGUAAAUGUUCGUCAAUUUAUGUCAAAACAUGAUGUACAUAUUGAAUUGCCACCUAGCGAAACAAAAUCAGAUGUUAUUAAGGUAACUGGUACACCGGCACAUGUUGCCGAUGCUAAGGACGCCUUACAACAAAUGAUUGAAGAAUAUGAAGCUGAUCGUGCCGAUCGUGAACUUCGUUCGUUUGUGCUUGAAAUCGAUGUAGAUCAGAUGUAUCAUUCAAAACUAAUUGGUCGUCGUGGUGCCACAAUUAAUAAAUUACGUGCUGAUCAUGAUGUUAACAUCUCGCUGCCAAAACGUGAUGAUGAAAAUCAACGUAUUAUAACUAUUACUGGCUAUCAAGCUAAUGCAGAGGCUGCGAGGGAUGCCAUUAUGGAAAUUGUUGGAGAUUUGCAAGAUUUAUAUCGUGAAGUUAUUGAAGUUGAUUCUCGCAUACACUCACAUAUUAUUGGGCAUCGCGGACGUACUAUUCGCAAAAUUAUAGAGGAUUAUAAGGUCGAUAUUAAAUUUCCUUCUGCCGAUGAUGCUCAAAAUAAUCCUGAUGCUGUUACAAUUAUUGGCAAGGAAGAAGAUGUCGAAAAUGCAAAGGAUGUUAUACUUAAUAUGGCCGAGGAUUAUAUACGUGACUAUUUGGAGAAUGCUCCGCCAUCACCGCAACUACAAACAGUUGCCGCAUUCUUGCCUGGUGCAGGUGGAACUGAAAAUGGUUUUAUCAUAAAGGAUGCUCCAUGGGAAAAGGCAAACGAAAAAUCUAAAAAUGCACCUAAUACUCAGUCACAAGAAGAUUUCCCAGACUUUGCAGUUGGCGGUGCUCCAGUUGCUACUCCAAUAACAUCAGCUUGGGGACCUAAAAACUAAAAAACAAAAUAAACAAAACAAAAAAAAAACGAAAAACUAAUGUUAUGAAAAUAACUAAAUAAAUAGAAUAUAAAAAGCAGGCUAAAAACGUCGAUGCUGGUGUCAAACUGAAGGUUGUCUAUAUAGUUUAUUAUUGCUUUAUAGAAGCAAAAUUAACAAUAAAAAAAAAAUUAAAUAAAA